Messenger RNA from Rotaria socialis, 1524 nucleotides. Lineage: Eukaryota; Metazoa; Rotifera; Eurotatoria; Philodinida; Philodinidae. The record is from the annotation of a GenBank genome assembly.
AUGGAAUAUAUAACUGAUAGUAUUGAACCAACUACAACUGCUGGCAAAAUUUUAUGUUGUCAAUGUGGUGUUUUGAUUGAACCAAAUGCACUGAAUAUGUGUAAUGGAUGCAUGCAAUCACAAAUCGAUAUAACAGAACUUAUUCCUAAGCAAGGUCAAUUACAAAUGUGCAACAAAUGUAUUCGUUAUCUUCAACCUCCAAAUACAUGGAUAAGUGCACAAUUAGAAUCUCGGGAAUUAUUAACCGUAUGUUUAAAACGUAUUAAAGGAUUAAAUAAAGAAGUAAGAUUAGUUGAUGCUGGUUUUAUUUGGACUGAACCUCAUUCAAAAAGAGUAAAGGUUAAAUUAACUGUUCAAAAAGAAGUGGCACAAGGUGCUAUACUCCAACAAACAUUUAUUGUUGAAUUUACCAUAUUUAAUCAAAUAUGUGAUGAUUGUCAACGAGUCGAAGCUAAAGAUUAUUGGAAAGCGCUUGUUCAAGUUCGACAACGAACUUCACAUAAAAAAACAUUCUUUUAUCUCGAACAACUUUUACUUAAACAUAAUGCUCACGCCGAUGCAUCAAAUAUAAAACAAGUUCAUGGUGGUUUAGACUUCUAUUUUGCAGAACAGAAUAGCGGAAGAAAAUUAGUCGAUUUUCUUACGUGUGUUGUGCCAUGCAGAUUUGAAACAUCAAAACGUCUUAUUUCACAUGAUAUACAUAGUAAUAUUUAUAACUAUAAAUAUACAACACUUGUUGAAAUCGUUCCUGUGUGUAAAGAUGAUAUUGUUUGUUUAUCGAAAAAACAAUCAAAGCAUCUUGGUAAUAUUGGUCCAAUAUGUAUUUGUUCACGUGUAACACAAAACGUUUAUUUAAUUGAUCCACAAACACUUAAAGUUGAACCGAUUUCGUCGAAUGAAUUUUGGCGGUCACCAUUUUCAUCUAUAUGUGAUUCGAAACAUCUUGUUGAGUACAUUGUUUGUGAUGUUAACGUUCUUGAUUCAACGUCGAAACCUCAUGUUUAUGGAAAAGAAUCGCAGAAGCAUGCUCUUGCCGAAGUAUUCGUAAUGAAAUCAUCGGAAAUCGGUGUUGUUGAUAAGCAAUAUACAACGAUUAGUCAUCUGGGUCAUAUUUUACAUCCGGGCGAUACUGUUAUGGGAUUUGAUCUACAGAAUAGUAAUGUUAGCGAUCCAAGUUUGAAUGAUUUUGACCUGGACAAGCUACCUGAUGUGGUUCUCGUUAAGAAAAUUUAUGCUGAUAAAAGUCUCCGUAAUCGACGCCGUCAAUGGAAAUUGAAACAUUUAGAUGUUGAAGAUGCAGCAAGUGUCAAUAGCACUAUUGAACGGGAUUAUACUGAAUUUCUUGAAGAUCUUGAAGAAGAUCCUGUUUUAAGACAAAACGUCAAUGUCUACAGAGACGAGAAAAAAAUACAAGAACCAGGAAAUAAUAUCGGUGAUUCAACUGAAGAGGAUACGCCACGUAUCGAUCUUGAUGAGAUGUUAGCUGAUAUGACUAUGGAAGAUCCCGAUAAAAUGGAUUCAUAA